Messenger RNA from Artibeus jamaicensis (Jamaican fruit-eating bat), 2775 nucleotides. RefSeq names its product syntaxin 1B (gene STX1B). The record is from RefSeq and is a predicted model, not a curated record. Gene Ontology annotation, cellular component: plasma membrane; SNARE complex; endomembrane system. Gene Ontology annotation, biological process: vesicle fusion; intracellular protein transport; exocytic insertion of neurotransmitter receptor to postsynaptic membrane. Bases 117 to 974 code for a protein of 285 amino acids. The transcript has 10 exons. Lineage: Eukaryota; Metazoa; Chordata; Mammalia; Chiroptera; Phyllostomidae. Gene Ontology annotation, molecular function: SNAP receptor activity; SNARE binding.
CUCCCUCAGCCGCUCUGCCCCCCAGCGCCCCCAGACCCCCGGCCUCCAGCACCGAGGCGAGAGGUAGGAGCAGCAGCAGGGACAGUAGGACGAGGCGGAGGAGGAGCCGUCGCAGGAUGAAGGAUCGGACCCAGGAGCUGCGGAGUGCAAAAGACAGUGAUGAUGAGGAAGAGGUGGUCCACGUGGAUCGGGACCACUUCAUGGACGAGUUCUUUGAGCAGGUGGAAGAGAUCCGGGGCUGCAUUGAGAAGCUGUCAGAGGAUGUGGAGCAAGUGAAAAAACAGCACAGCGCCAUCCUGGCCGCCCCCAACCCAGACGAGAAGACCAAACAGGAGCUGGAGGACCUCACUGCAGACAUCAAGAAGACGGCCAACAAGGUUCGGUCCAAAUUGAAAGCGAUCGAGCAAAGCAUCGAACAGGAGGAGGGGCUAAAUCGUUCCUCCGCAGACCUGCGAAUCCGCAAGACCCAGCACUCCACACUUUCCCGGAAGUUCGUGGAAGUAAUGACCGAAUACAAUGCGACCCAGUCCAAGUACCGGGACCGCUGCAAGGACCGGAUCCAGCGGCAGCUGGAGAUCACCGGAAGGACCACAACCAACGAAGAACUGGAAGACAUGCUGGAGAGUGGGAAGUUGGCCAUCUUCACCGAUGAUAUCAAAAUGGACUCACAGAUGACGAAGCAGGCACUGAAUGAGAUUGAGACAAGGCACAACGAGAUCAUCAAACUGGAAACCAGCAUCCGCGAGCUGCAUGACAUGUUUGUGGACAUGGCCAUGCUUGUGGAAAGCCAGGGCGAGAUGAUUGACCGAAUUGAGUACAACGUGGAACAUUCCGUGGACUAUGUGGAGCGAGCUGUGUCAGACACCAAGAAAGCUGUGAGAUAUCAGAGCAAGGCCCGAAGGAGGAAUGCCUCCUGGAGUGCCUGCUGGAAGGGCUGUGAGAACGUCACCACGUCGAGGGCUAUCCCAGACUGAAAACGAGAGCAUUCCUGCCUUCCAUCGUGUACUCAGAAUGGGGGGAGGACAGUAUUGGUCCCCGCCGGCCCACUGGAUGCUCUAGGCUCUGCCUCAGGGACUUUGGGCUUGGGGAACUGUUUAUUGAAGAUACCCUGGAAUGGCCAGUGUGGCAGCAGCCACUCGGGUGGGCUAAGUCCCAGGAUUCACCCCCAGACCCAUUUGCUGAAAUGUCUGGAAUAGCUGUGCCCCCACCAGGGCAAGAUUGAAGGUGGGACACAGGCUUGAGUUCCUGACGGUGAGGAAGGGCCAGCUCCUCCCUUAUGUAGGCAACAUAUAUACGGGUGGCUUUGUGCAUUUGGUGGCAGAGGGGAGGCACAUGAGCAAAGGACAAUGUUAGAUGGUCCCCGUACUCCAUGGCUGAGAAACAUGGACCCACGUGCGCAGGACUGAACACACAAGUACAGGAAUGUGUCCUGCCCUGGGGGUGGGACUACACGUGCACAGGGGAAGGACUCGGAGUGGUGUGCAGAUCAUUUCCCAGGGUCCCACUGCGUGUGAAACUGUGUGUGUGAGAGAGAGAACGCAGAGGUGACCUGGAACACGAUACCCUCCCUGUCCUCACCCCAACCUGGGUCGUCAGUCUCUUCCCUUCCUGGCUGUUUGGGCCCUACCUGUGUGUGGCCAGUAUGUGUAAACCGCAAGGUGGGCUGUCCUGAAGAGGGGCAUCUGCCCGUUUAUUCCCAGAAUAUCCUUCUCAUGGACAGAAAGUCCACCCCCACCACAGCCCCCCUUCUCUGUCCUCGGACUUCUCUGGGGAAGUCGGAGCAGGCCCCGCACUCCCCGCCUUCCCUUUCCUCUUCCUGCUGCCCAACCAAGACGCCCAGCCCAGGUGUUUCUGGAAUUCUCGCAGCCUUGGGGCCACAGGAAAAGGGUGGGGCUGUGGCUCCAGUGAUGUUGCCGCCUCCUUGAGUGGCGUUAGGCCUCUGGCUGCCUGUCUCUGGGCCUCAGUUGGACCAGAGUAUCCCAGAGGAUCUGCUGCCCCUGAGCUUGCACAAGUCUUGAGUCAUGUGCUGUGUUUGCUUGUUGGCUGCUGUGUCCGUGUGUGGCCUGGAGUGUGGCCUGGGGCUCAUGUCUUUCGUGUGGUCUUGAAGGAGUGUGUUCGGCCCACCCUUCUCCGCCUCCAACCAUGUGCGCCCCAUGGGUGGUGCCGGGCCCGGCCAGGGCUCACUGCUUCCCCUGCCCCUUUAACCCUAGCUCUGCCUCUCAUGAAGCACACUGCGCGUGUCCAUCCCAUGUGCCUGUGGGUCGGCACACGCUCUUGCCAUGUCUGGAGUGUGUGUACAUGAUGUGUUCUAUGCAUUCACCCCAGACCCCCCAGCCCGCCCUGCAAAGGACAAGAUGGCGGCCCCCGGCUCCCUUCUACCUGCCCUGCCCGCUGUGCAGCCAUGUGUGCUGGCACGUUUCCGUGUCGCUGGCGUGUCAUGUGAUAUAGCUGUGUUUGCUGACAUGAGUCCCUGCCCCUUCUGUUUCUCCAUUGGUUCUAGAGCUCCUUCCCUCUUGACAGGACUCUUGGGGCCUGGCUGGGGGCCCAGAGCCAGGCCACCCUCUCCUGUUAGCCCUCAGAGACCCAUUUUUCUCUAUUGGUGACUGAGUUGCAAAUGGAUAAAACACAGGAAAAUUCUGCCCUCUGUCCUCAGCCCUGCAUGUCCUGUCCCCAGUGCCCCCACCCCCACCCUGGGCUGGGUUGGGCCCCAUGGGACGGGAGAAAUAGCAACCAAUCCAACAGCGGGUGUGCUGCGUGCUCACUUCCUUCUGUCCC